Ceratitis capitata (Mediterranean fruit fly) is the source of this 2757-nucleotide messenger RNA. RefSeq names its product F-actin-capping protein subunit beta (gene cpb). Gene Ontology annotation, biological process: barbed-end actin filament capping; cell morphogenesis; regulation of lamellipodium assembly. NCBI's taxonomy places the organism in Eukaryota, Metazoa, Arthropoda, Insecta, Diptera, Tephritidae. The record is from RefSeq and is a predicted model, not a curated record. Gene Ontology annotation, molecular function: actin filament binding. The transcript is spliced from 2 exons. The coding region runs from base 302 to 1132 and encodes 276 amino acids. Gene Ontology annotation, cellular component: cytoplasm; F-actin capping protein complex.
AUUGCUCAUUCGCCCACCUAUUCUUGAGAAAAAAACAAGGCCCAGCAAACGUAUUAGUACACACGAAUUCCAUUAUAUAUUUAGUUUAAAAAUAACUAAAUUUUAUAUAAAUUCCAGGGAAAAAAUAUUUCUAUCUUACAACUCUUUGUGGUGUUUAGGAAACUGAAAAUUGAUUUAAAGGUAAUAAAAAUAUAUACACAGGUGUAUUUGCCACAAUAGGGCCAAGUUGAAAGUGAGGCAGCAACUCGGAAAAAGAAGCAGAAGUAAAGGGAGAUAACGACGAACUACCGGAGCAGCCAAAAUGUCGGACGUACAAAUGGACAGUGCGCUUGAUCUGAUGCGCCGCCUGCCACCACAACAAAUCGAAAAGAAUCUCAUCGAUUUGAUUGAUUUGGCGCCAGAACUUUGCGAAGAUUUGCUCUCAUCUGUGGAUCAGCCAUUGAAAAUUGCUAAAGAUAAAGAGCAUAACAAAGAUUACCUGCUAUGCGAUUAUAACCGUGAUGGUGAUUCAUAUCGCUCGCCAUGGUCAAAUACCUAUUACCCGCCACUGGAGGAUGGUCAAAUGCCAUCAGAUCGAUUACGUAAAUUAGAAAUCGACGCUAACUAUGCCUUUGAUCAAUAUCGUGAAAUGUACUAUGAAGGCGGUGUAUCUUCAGUGUAUUUAUGGGAUUUAGAGCAUGGCUUUGCAGCGGUAGUGUUGAUUAAAAAAGCCGGUGAUGGUAAUAAGAAAAUACGUGGCUGUUGGGACUCCAUACACGUAGUAGAAGUGCAAGAGAAACCAACGGGGCGAACGGCACACUAUAAACUCACCUCCACAGCAAUGUUGUGGCUACAAACAAACAAACAAGGUUCUGGCACAAUGAAUCUGGGUGGCUCCUUGACACGUCAAACGGAGCAGGAUACCAAUGUGAGCGAAUCGUCACCGCAUAUUGUAAACAUUGGUAAAAUGGUCGAAGAGAUGGAGAAUAAAAUUCGUAAUACGCUUAAUGAAAUCUAUUUCGGUAAGACGAAAGAUAUUAUAAAUGGCUUACGCAGCGUACAACCGUUAGCCGAUCAACGACAGGAGGUCGCAAUGAAGCAGGACUUGGCUGCGGCGAUUCUAAAACGUAAUGUCAAGCCAGAAUCGAACUGAAGAGUGCAUGUGCGCUGUUGAAGGGAGAGUAUGACGGCGUUGACAGUGUGUGUGUGCGCAAUAACAAGGAGUAAGAAUGACAGACAAGGGAAUGAUUAAACAUACGGCAAAUCGUUGUAGUUGCGGAAGUGUACUUUUGGCAAGCAAACACUGUCUGCAUAAAAACCACAUAGAUGCAAUUCUUUUAAUUAAAACAAAAUAAUAUUAAUGAUAAUAAAUAAAUACAAACAAACAAACAAAUAACGAAUAAAAACCAAAAUUUAUGCAAUUACAUACAAAUUCCACAAAAAUUCAAUCAAAAUAAUUUUUGAAUGCCUAAAAUGAAAUAAAGAAAUUGAGGGAGCAGUGUGAAUGCGCACGCAAGUUUAACGCUUAACUUGAAAGCUAUUGACACCCACUUGCGCUUGUUAAAUGGCGAAAAAAUUACAAAAACAAAAUUCGAAAAUUUCUUUUCUAUGACGAAAUUUAUAUGUAUGUUAUUUCCAUAUGUUCCAUGCAUUUAUCUAUGUACGAAUAUAGGGGUGUCUAUGUGUAUAUCAGCCGAUAUAAAUAUAUCCACAAAUGUUUAGAAUCAAACUUUUAAAGUGCGUCAUCAAUUAAUUUGCGUGCGCAUACUGUUAAAUAAUGCUAAUAACAAUUAUUAUGAUAAAUUAUCGCAUCGAAAUAUAAUUGACAAAGGCAUACCAAUCAAUAACACAUAAACUAAAGCAUUUGCAUUAUUGUUCAGUAGUGGUGAUUUUUAGUAAAACAAUUUAAAUGUAGCAAUUGUUAAACUUGUUGAAAUAAUUUGAAGACAAAAAGGAAAAAUACAAAAAAAGAGCAUAACUGACAUAUUGAAAUACAAUGUGUAUGUAUGAAGAAGGUAAUGGUGGACGGGCAGUUUUAGUAGUCGCGCUAUAUACGUGUAUGCAAUUAUUUAGGGGGUAUGCAAGUAAUGUACUCGUAUCUGCACUACCUAAUAAAAAUAAUACUAAUUUAUUGAUGUAGAAAUGUUUGUCCCAACAAAAAAAAAAAAAAAUUGUUGUAAAGCGCCACAGUUCGAUUAUCGUUUAAAUUGCAAACAAAAACAACAACGUACCUUUUUGUCAAUUGUUUGUACUCUCCCCCCGCCUCCCACUACUCGCGUGUAUGCCUAUUUUGUAUUGUUUACUUCUCUUUUUCAUUUACUUUCUAUUUUAUUUUAAUCACUUCUGCCUUCGCUGUCAAUGCUGGUAAAUAGCAUACAAACAUACAUAUUUAAUAUUUAAGUAACAGCGAAUGUAUUUAGAAUUUAAGUACAUAUGUAUGUAUGUACGUUAAUUCACAACUGAUUUCUAAAUAACUUUAAAUAAUAAAUCAACAUAUUUACAUGCAUAGACUUAAAAGCUAAAAUGUAUAUGUAUGUAUAAUUCAAAUAACGAAAAAAUUUAUUUUUGUGUAUUAACAAACAAUAAGUUUACGCAUUAGCUGCAAUAAAAAUAAACUUUUUCUAUUAUUAUAAAUAUAUGUAUGUAUUAAUUACUAUUUACUUAUUGAGCUUACACACAAACAUAAAUAAACACAUUUAAAUAUACAUACUACUCCAUACUCUGGUUUAUUCAACAUUUGUAUUAAUAACGAAAAUAAAACAAAAACUACAACAAAAA